CAGUGUGGGGCUGUAGCAGUGGUUUCCUGGCCUUCCGUCAUGUGGGGCUCUGCUCCUGUUGCCUGGAGCCUUGGGUCACAUAGCCCGCAGGUGCCUGCCCUGCGAGGAGCCCGAGGAGCCGGGAGCAGAGAACCAACAUGGGCUCAGUGGCCGGAGUGCUGAGAGUUUUCCUGCUUCUCCUGGAUGUUGGAAGAGCUCAAGUGUUGGCAACGGGCAAACCUGCUGGGGCCGAAAUAGAUGUCAAAUACGCCAUCAUCGGGACAGCUCUGGGUGUAGCCAUAUCGGCCGGCUUCCUGGCCCUGAAGCUCUGCAUGAUCAGGAAGCACUUGUUCGAUAACGAUUCCUCAGACCUAAGAAGCACAAAACUGGGAUACAAUGGUCUGGUCCCUAUGAAAAAGGAGGGAGAGCAAACGGCUUCUUCAUCACAGAGCAGGAGACAUGCCAGCUCUCCUGAGGACAAAAGGGCACAGGAGCUGCACGUGCAGGGGGAGACACCGUUGCGCUAAAGAAGAAAGCCUCAAGGUUAAACCUCAACUUCUCUGAAAGAGAUGCACGAGUGAUUGAACUCUGAGUGAGCAGCCGCUUCAGGAGGGGUUUGGCAGUCUGGAAAACUGCCCAUUGCAGUUUUGGGGAUGUCUUAAAUUUGAGUGUCCAAAGCUGGUGAUAGACCUUCACGUGGAAUUCAAUAUCCAGGGCAGAUAGUAGAAUGAACAGGACCUCCAGUGCCUCUGUCUUGAAGGAAAAUAUUGCUUCUCUUCUGCAAGAAGGUGGCUUCAUAGAGGGAGGCAUGCACACUUUAUCCAGGGGUAGGAAAGGAGGGAAGCCAAUAAAUCCUCGCUGCCUUCAUGGUCCCCAUCUCAGAACUCUUCAUGCUUCUAUGACGGCACCAUAGGACAUGUCGAUGGAAGCCACCCACAGCAAUGGCUCAUGGGAUGCGAGCCAAACUUAAGACACAGAGAUAGCACCACCAUUAUCAACAGGUAAGCAGCAUUUCCAGAACUGUUUGCUCCACCUUCUUAGCUGCCAGAAAAAUCCCCCUGUGAACAUCCGGAGGCCCUGAUACACGGAGACCAUGCGGGAAUCUCCAUUCCUGUAAAUGAAAGACUGAUCUUCCGAAGGAAGAAAUGGCAGGCUGGGCUGGAGUGAUAGGAAGGGCUCUGACACCCAUGGACUGGGCUGCAGCUCUUCAAAUGGUGGUGCCAACAAAGGGUUAAAUGAGAAAGUAGAUGCUAUGGCUUCUAGAGAGUUAUACAAAUCUCAGCCAUUAUUGUUAUGCUUAUAGAAUUCUGCGGUUAUUAUUACAAUGUGCACACCUUGUGGGGGAGGACACAACUGGCAGGGGCUUAAGAAGCCCACAUCUUUUUAUUAUUCCCAUAAACCUAAGGUUCUGUGGCACAGGUCCCAUUAACGUAUCUCUCCCGUGUAAUAUUAGCCCUAAGUUUGUGGGGCUGCAUUAUGGAAUAUAUGUUGCCUUUCCAUUCAACAGAAAUCCAGGUGGUUGUAUGGUCUGGUUCUCCUUGGGUUAGGUUACUCUCCUUGUGUGUGAUGAAACAUGGGCUACAUUUCAAAACAAAGUGCUGUGUUAUAAUAAUUUGCCUGGAUUCCCAGGGCGUCUUUUCUCUGACUUGAUAACAACGUAGUUCAUUAGCAGCCUUCGUUAACUGAUAACCUGAAGUGGUCAUGUGAUACUCAUAAGCAAUUUUCUGUGUGUAAGAUAGAAUAAACCACGUGUAAGCUAUCUGUUAAUUGAUUUGUUUCUUUCAGCAGCAUUUUAAUUAAGACAUCUGGUUUGUGAAUGGCACAGACACUUGUGAACUGAAGGUGAAUGCUUCUGGAUUCUCAAUAAUCAUUUUACUUUCUAUAGACACGACAGAACCGUGGGGUCCUCUGCCCCAUCCUAUAUGGUGACAUAUUAUCCCAGCAUCGCUCCUGGGCUCCAGCUUCGUUUCAUCCCCACACAAGUUCUCCUGUGUGAAGAACACAGAGAAAUAUGCCGAAGACCAGUGCUCUCUCCUCGGGUUAUAAAGGUUGACAUGACUGGGAGGUAGAAGGGGCUGGAGGCCCUUUGCAGUGGGUGUCCUUGGCUUACAGCCAAAUCCAAGCUCAGUGGCUUCCUUCUAUGGGAGUCCUACUGGACCCCAGCUCCUGGGGAUGGAGUUUCCAGAGGAUAGACCUUGGACGUGUUUGGAAGCAGCCACGAUAAGUCAUUGUGUCUGUGGGUGCAAUGUCUUGAAUGAAGGCCGUUCCAACUGCCUUACCCUCUGGUUCGGGAACAGGAGGCCAGGGGCUGGGAUAAACCCUGCCCUCCCAGCCCAGGAGGCCUUGGGCCCCCAGAACACAGGCAGUUCCCGGACAGUCUAUUUGGUGGGUAGGACACCCUGCCCAACGCAGAAGGGGCAGAUGACACUCACACACCAGAUGCAAAGCCAUCCUCACAAGGGUGGAGCAGGCUGCAGAUGGCAGCAUCCAGCCAGGAUCUAAGGGAUCAGCCAGGCUGGCUGAUUCCAGGGCUCAGGAACUAGAGGAGGGGACGGGGAGCUGGGGGAGAGAUCUGGCAAGGUCAACAAAUUAAGUAUGUGUUAAUCUCUAGAUCUACAAAUUAAAAAUAUAUUUAUGUUAAAUAUAUAAAUUAAAAUCAAUACAUAAAAAUUAAAUAAAUAUGCAUGUAUAUUCUUCUCUGUGUUAAAAGUAUAUAUAUCAUAGAAUUCUAAUAUAUUCUAUGAUACAUUCUGUUAUAGAAUAUAUGGGGGUUUGAACAAAUAAAUAAAUGACACCCUUCUCAUAAUCAGAGUUUGGAAAUAGUUGAGUGAUAGAUCAACAAGUGAAGCAGAUAGAGAUGACAAUAUCAGAGUUAUUGUGAUUUUUCAAAGGAGUCUUGACAUGUCAGUAUCACUCUGCAGUCCCCUAGAGUUCUGCUGUGCGUCCUGGGCCCAAUCAAGCAAGAGCCGAGGGUGGCUUGGCUUGGAUUGCUGACAGCAAAGAUUCAGAGGACGCAUGGGUUUGGCUAGGGUUUGGAGGUGGCGAUGCAGGACUUACUGUCAGGUGGAUUUGGGGGUGAGGGGAAGGCCUUUCACCCUUCGCUCAGCAUCACCACUCCUAGGGUUUCGAGUCCUCGCCCAGGCUGGAGAGGACCUGGGAGCUAGUCUUGGGAAUGGUCUGCAACUGGUCUUGGGUCGGUUGUAACAACUAUUAGGGAGCCAAUGGGUGGGCUGCAUUUGGAGAGAGAGUGAACCCCACAUUCCUCCAGUUCAAGCUUGUGAACUGGGGUUAAAAACACGCACAUCAGAGAGUGCUCCAGAAUGUGUUCUGAGAUCCAUGAAAGAAAGCAGGAAAGAAUCACCUGGAGGAGCAUAAGGCCUAUCUACCAUGAGAUGGAGUGUGCAGAGGGGCUGCUUAGACAGAGGGAAGCUGAGUGGAGCUGAAGAUGCCAGCAGAGGGGUUGGUACCUGGGACAGGAAGCCUAAAAGGGCCUG
Molecule: messenger RNA, 3473 nt
Organism: Rhinolophus ferrumequinum (greater horseshoe bat)
Lineage: Eukaryota; Metazoa; Chordata; Mammalia; Chiroptera; Rhinolophidae
Gene: TMEM273
Product: transmembrane protein 273
Exons: 7
Coding region: 138-506 (122 amino acids)
Source: RefSeq, a predicted model, not a curated record